AUUGAAUUAAAAGAAGUAGAAUCUCUUUCUAUGCAAAGAAUUUUUAGAUAAAUAAGUAGAUAUUAUUUUUGCUCUUUAAAUAAUAUCGAAAAUACAAAAAAAAAACCAUUUUAUCAGGAUAUUAAUGUAAAUUCAUAAAUUAGUAACAUGAGGCUUGAUAAAUACUUAAAGGAACAUUACGGAAUACCUUGGACUAGCUUAUAAAUUUGUCUUAGAAAAAAAGAGAUUUUUGUUAAAGAUGUACAAGACCUGUCGAAACACAAAAAUCCAGAUUACAUUUUAAAAGAAGGUGAUAUUAUCCGAAUUCCUUUUUCAUUUGUAGAAAAAAAAGAGUAAAUUUAAAAUAGCUAAAAACAAGAAUAAAAUGAAAUUAAAUUGGAUUAAAGUCAAAUAGAUAAAUUCAAGUAAAUGAUUAUUUAUGAAAAUAAAAAUAUAAUUAUUCUAAAUAAAGCAAAUGGAGUAUCCUGCUAAGGUGGUUAAGAUGUAUCGCUAAAUUUAGUCACUAUGGGUUAAUAGUAUUUAAUAAAUUAAACAAAUUAAAAAUAUUUAGUUGCUCAUAGAUUAGAUAAAGUAACUUCUGGCGUUUUGAUGGUUCCGAAGAAUUAAUAAAUAGCUAAAAUUUAUGGAAAUUUGUUUAAUGAUAAAUCAAAUAUUAAUAAAUAUUAUAUUGCUUUAGUAAGAAAUUCUCCAAAAAAUUUUAAAGCUAUGAUUAAUGCUCCUAUCGAAUAUUCUUAGUCCAAAUAAAGGGCUAUUGUUUCAAAUAUAAUAGACGAAAAUUCAAAAUCUGCUCACACUCACUAUCAAGUUCUAGCUUAGUUUAAAAUGGAAGACAAAAACCUUGCUGCAAAAAUAAUUAAUUCCGAGCAUGAUUACAUUAAAGACUGGGGCGAUUUCUCGCUAUUGAAAAUAAGGAUUUAAGAAGGAAGAAAACACUAAAUUAGAGUUCAUUUAAGUGAAAUAUCUAAAACUCCUAUCGUAGGAGAUGCUAGAUACUUUGAUAAAAAUCAUCAAGAAAGCUUAUUCUAAUACAAUAAAGACUAAUCUAUUUUCCUUCACUGUUAUCAAACAUUUAUAAACAACUAAGAAUUAUGCAAUCGUUUAUCAAAAAAUAGUUCAAGUCAAAUUGCUUGUAACAAUUUAGGAGAGGUAUAAGUGGAAGAGGGAGUAUUAAAAAUAUAGGCAUCAUUUCCUUAGCAUUUUAAUAAUCUUUUUGAGCUCGGAUUUAAGGAUUAACCUGAGUAAUUGGAUAAAUUAAAAUAGAUGAUAAAAGACAUAACUUUAUGAGAUAGUUUAAAAAGUAAACAAAAUAAAUUUUAUUUAGAUUAUAAAAAAAUUGUUUUCAUUAAAUAAAUAUUAAUUA
Tetrahymena thermophila SB210 is the source of this 1360-nucleotide messenger RNA. RefSeq names its product RNA pseudouridine synthase. The record is from RefSeq and is a predicted model, not a curated record. Gene Ontology annotation, molecular function: pseudouridine synthase activity; RNA binding. Lineage: Eukaryota; Ciliophora; Oligohymenophorea; Hymenostomatida; Tetrahymenidae. Gene Ontology annotation, biological process: pseudouridine synthesis. The transcript is spliced from 2 exons.